GCUACGCCGCGGUCGGCUUGCGGAGCGGGAGGCAGCGGCCGGAGAGCCAGGCGGAACCUGCGGGGGCGGAGGCGGCGGUGGCAGCCGGGGCGCAGAGAGCAGGAACAGGAUCAAGCCCUCCAUACCAGGGACCAGGCUAAAACCAGAUUACCACUGCCCCUACCUGGGCCCCGUUGACUUAAAGCAGCCACUGUAAUCAUGGGCAAUAUCUUUGGGAACCUUCUGAAGAGCCUGAUCGGGAAGAAGGAGAUGCGCAUCCUGAUGGUGGGCCUGGAUGCUGCAGGAAAGACCACCAUCCUCUAUAAGCUGAAGCUUGGCGAGAUCGUUACCACCAUUCCCACCAUCGGGUUUAAUGUGGAGACAGUGGAAUAUAAGAAUAUCAGCUUCACAGUAUGGGACGUAGGUGGCCAGGACAAGAUUCGGCCCCUCUGGAGACACUACUUCCAGAAUACCCAAGGCUUGAUAUUUGUGGUUGACAGCAAUGACCGGGAGCGAGUGAACGAGGCCCGGGAAGAGCUGAUGAGGAUGCUGGCGGAGGAUGAGCUCCGGGAUGCUGUGCUGCUUGUGUUUGCAAACAAACAGGAUUUGCCGAAUGCUAUGAAUGCUGCUGAGAUCACAGACAAGCUGGGCCUGCACUCUCUGCGCCACCGCAAUUGGUACAUUCAGGCCACCUGUGCCACCAGCGGGGACGGGCUCUAUGAAGGCUUGGACUGGCUGGCCAAUCAGCUCAAAAACAAGAAGUGAGAGCCAGGCAGCCCUCUCUGACUACCCCACCCACUCCUGAAACAUACCUGUUGUCUCCUUACCCCAAUUUCCCCCUUUCUUCCUCAUGAAAGUGUGGCCAAGGUCCUGGGUGUCGUGUCCACUGCCCAGCAAGCGCCUUCCUCCUGAGCCUCCCGCCCCUUCCUUGUGCACUGACACGGUCCGCCCCAACCGCUGUCCUGAUGAUGGGUCAUUCCAAUCUACUGGGCUUAAACCAGAAUGAGGCUGUUAUGGUUUCGUGGGGUCCCCCUUGGUUUCAGGAGGAAGAGUGGGGAUGUUUCAUCUGUUUGCUGUUUGACACUGGUUGCUGUGCUCUUGGCAUCUGAGUCCCUUCCCUGAGUCCCUGGCCACUCUCUUCCCUGUCUUCCUUUCCUUCUACGCCCUCUCCUAUUCUACAUGGACAUUGGACAUUGCACGGGCCUCUCUGUGUGUGCGUGCAUGUGUGCGCUGUGUAUAUGUGUAUAGAGAGAUAUAUCUGUGGGGUCAGGGGGGAGUGGAGCGCAGCUCAGGGCUUGCAGCCAGGACGCUGCACACUAGAACCUGUCACCUACCCUUCUGUGUUGGUGAGGUAAGGGGAUGUGGGUGGGUCCCAUUGCUUUCCUCUCUGCAGGUGGCAUUCCUGGAUGUUCGGAGAGACGAUGAGCUCCAACAGUCAUCUGUCUUAUCUUCCCUUCUCUACCCUUAUGAGCACAUGAAAUGGCAUUGAUCUCUGGGUCACUGUUCCAAGGGGAUGCCAUUCUCCUCUGCUUCAUUAGUAGGAAGGAAAGGAGCCCACUCACGUUGUCAGUCUGGAGUGUUCAAUUGAUCUUCUCCCAUCAUCCUCACAUCUGCUCCCCAGGAACUCAAGGGAGGUGGCUUAGUGGGACCUGAUGUAUUGGGGCCUGCAUGUUGAGGGGUGGACAGCGGUCUAGGGAAGGAAGGCCCAGACUUUCCAUCUUACUCUUGUACCCAUGGAGCAGGCCUGUUCCUGCCUUUGGGCCUUGGGGGCUGAGUGGUUCUGUCUGUCAGAGACCCCUCAGUAGAUCUGCUGACCUGAUGAGCACUGACUAAGUGGAGUAAUGACAAGGAAGCCAUGGAUUGGGGUGACAUAGCCAACCUCAGUGUCACCCCUGUUCUCCAGUCUAGUCUCUGUCUAGUGCAGGACCAGACGAGAUGAGUUUCUGCUGUGCUCACUGUCCUGUCCCCUCCUCUCUGGCAGUGUUCCCCAGUCCUCAACCUGUCCCUGGAUAGGAUGGUGGGGUGGAAUGGAUGCCGUAGGACCCUGUAUGGCUGGGGCUGGAACCCUGAUCUUCAGGGCCCUCCCUCAAUCAUUCUCUGCCUGUUCAGCUGCUGCUGCAGGUCUGUAGAGGGCACUUGUUGCAGAAGCUUUGACCUGGGUCCUGACUUGUCACUGCACUGAAGCUGCGGCUGUUCUGUGGGCUCCUGUGUGUGCUGGCUGCGCCCUGAGCUCCAAAACAGCUGCCCAUAUCCCGUCUGCUAAGGUCAGGACCCUGGGCUCUCUGCAGCAUGGCCAACAGACCCUUCCCAGAGGGCUGUUCUGAGUUGUACUUGGUGGCCAGGUUUCCUGCCACCUUUGACUUCUACAGCAGGCAGAUAGGUUCCCAGCUUACUGUGAGAAUGUAUGCUUGUGCAAGGUUCCAGGAUAUGUCUCAGUCAGGUAGUGCUGUGCUACCCCAGACACCACACCAUGGCGGGGUGUGCUCUACACCUGGUGUCCCUGUGUGUGUCCGUGCGUGCGUGCCAUGUGUGAGUGUGUGAUCUCUACGGGGGGUGCCAGGGGUUCUGUUUCAUUUUCAAUGGGUUCCUUCCAUUCCCAACACUGCGCUCUUCUCUUUACAGUUCCUGAGUCUUCCCCUGUCGCCCUCAUUCUCUCUGCCGUUUUCGAGUCACCCCCUCUGUUGCUGCUGUGAGCGCCUGUUUGCCUUUUCGGUUGACUCACCACUUUGCCUGUUUGUUUUUGAUUUAGUUUUUGUCUUCUAUCUGAUUUUCUACUCUCUUUGCUUUGAGGUUGGUGAGGACUUUGCCUCUUACUCUGCCACGCUUUCUGACCUUUCCUGCUUAGAUGCUAGUUCCAGAUAAGUUGUGUACAUUGCAGACUUCAUUCCACUACUGCACCCCUUACCACAGCAUCUUCUUUUUCUCCACCUCCUGGGACCAACCUGAGGCUGAAGUAGCCUUGAGUGUUGCCUUGGUGCCUGCUGCUCCAGAUAUGUCCAGCAGAGGGCAGUGACAUCUUGGUAACAUCUGGCUUUGUGGUGGGGUCGGGGAGCUUUCUACAUUCCCUAAUCAGUCUUUAAGGGUUGGGCAUUUCAUCCCAUUUCUGUGAACCCCUCUCUUGCUUUCCUCAAGUUUAAUUUUUGAUCUUGUUCUACCUUUCUUUUGUGGGGACUCUCCCUUCCCUCCACCUCCAGAAUUUAUGGUGUUACAGUGGUAUCUGCAGUUCUGAAGUGGGUUUUUUCUUUUUGCUGUCUCUGGAAUGUAGACUGUACGUGUUUAAUAACUUGCCUUCUCUAUCCUUGCUCAGAAAUGUGGAUAAUGCAAUGGCUGUGACCCUGGUUGGAAAUUAAACUUGUUUUAUGCAGCUUU
Molecule: messenger RNA, 3348 nt
Organism: Rattus rattus (black rat)
Lineage: Eukaryota; Metazoa; Chordata; Mammalia; Rodentia; Muridae
Gene: Arf3
Product: ADP ribosylation factor 3
Exons: 5
Coding region: 199-744 (181 amino acids)
Biological process (GO): vesicle-mediated transport; intracellular protein transport
Cellular component (GO): cytoplasm; plasma membrane
Molecular function (GO): GTPase activity; GTP binding
Source: RefSeq, a predicted model, not a curated record